GGGGCGCAGGGGCUGUCGGGAGGCCGUCUGCGCUUGCGCGGCUCACGCGCCCGCCCGCGGCGGGGAGGCCCGGAUGGAAGACGCGACGCCGUUGCCAUGGCAGCGGGCCGCCGCCGCCGCGGGCUCAGGUGCUGCGGCUUCCUGCGCCGCGUCGAGAGGGAUUUAGAACGGCCGGGCGCGAAGAGCGCUCCGGCCGCGUCUGUGACCCAGUUUCCGCGGCUCCCAGGCAGGGCGGGCAGCGCAGCGAGGCGGCGAGGUCCGGAGGGGCGCGUGGGGACAGGGAGAGCGGCUGCAGCGCGGCAGCCUCCGUUCGGUCCCCGCCGGCCGCUGGAAGUCCUGAGCCCGCGGGAAACGGGCAUCCAAAUAAAUGCAUUAUUAUUUAACAAAUGGAAAAUGGAUGAAAAUAAAGAUAUGGAUUCAAAAGAAAGUGGAGAAUACGAAGAUGACUUUGAAAAGGACCAAGAAUGGUUAAUUAAUGAAAAAGAAACAAGCGGUACCAGCAGAACAGAGAUGGCUUAUGGGAAUGAAGAGAAUAUUAAUGAAGAAUUAAAAGAGAAUGAAACAGAAAUAGGACAUACCAAACAGCUUUCUGAUCCUGACAAAUCUUUGAAGGAUGAGGUUUCAUCAAAAAGAAAUGACUUCAUUUCUGUACCGAGUAUUCAGUCUUUGGAUCCCAUAUCAGAUUCAGAUAGUGAAAACUCUUUUCAGGAAUCUAAACUGGAAAGCCAGAGACACCUGGACGAGGAAGAGGAUGAAGAAGUAAGGAGAUACAUAAUGGAGAAAAUUAUACAAGCCAACAAGCUUCUGCAGAAUCAAGAACCUGCGAAUGAUAAAAGGGAGCGAAAACUGAAGUUCAAAGACAAACUAGUUGAUCUGGAAGUUCCUCCACUGGAAAACACUGAUACUUACAAAAAUCAUUUUGAAAAUGAGAGUAGUAUGUCUGGAAAACUGUCACAGUUGUGUAUUUCCAGUGAAUUUGGACAAGAAAAUGUGUUCCUGUCACUUACUGAUGAAAGUUGUGAAGAAACCAAGGAUAGGAAAAUACUAGUAGAGAGAGAUGGGAAGUUUGAACUUAUGAAUUUACAAGACAUAGAGAGUCAAGGGUUUUUGCCCCCCAUUAAUGAUGCUAUUAGUAGAGAAAGUGAAUCUCAGCAGCUGUCACCCAGAUCUUCCAACUUGUCUGUUGGUGUCAAGAAAGCAGAACCUGUGGCGCAGAGUCAAGGGGCUGCCCGCUCACCUGCCAGAGAGCCCCUGGCUCGCGCUCCUCCGCCGCCCCGGGAACCCAAGGCCCGCUGGGGCUCUGCCGCCGGCUCGGGUGCGUGUCCGGGGAACGGGAGGGCUAAACACAGGACACCGUCUGCAAGUGUACCUCCAGCGACCUCAACAUACUGUCUUUCCCGUCGACAGAAGGAGCUGCAAAAACGGCUGGAACAAAAGAGAGAAAACCUGAAGAGAGAGGAAGAACAACGGAAAAUGGAAGAAGAGAAGGAAAAGAAAGAAGAGAAUGACACAGCAUUUAGAGCGUGGCUGCAGAAGAAGAGAGGGCAGGUCCUAGAGAGGAGGAGGGUCCAGCGGGUGAAGCAAAGUGAAGACAUGAGCACACGACAGGAAAACAGAGAUCCACAACACGCGUUUCUACUGUGGCUUAAAAAAAAGCAUGAGGAGCAAUUGAAAGAAAGAAAGAUGGAAGAACUACGGAAGCAAGAGGAGUGCCUGUUCUCUCUGAAGGGGACAGAAGGCCGUGACGGCGCCUUUAAACAAUGGCUAAGGAAGAAACGGAUAGAGAAACUAGCAGAGCAACAAGCGGUCAGAGAAAGAACUCGACAGCUCCGACUGGAAGCGAAGCGCUGGAAACAGUUUCAGAACCACCUGUAUAUGUCGGAAGCUAAGCCUUUUCGUUUUACUGAUCAUUACAACUGA
This is a messenger RNA of Manis pentadactyla (Chinese pangolin), 1920 nucleotides long. It is a transcript of the gene CCDC181, whose product is annotated as coiled-coil domain containing 181. Gene Ontology annotation, molecular function: microtubule binding. The record is from RefSeq and is a predicted model, not a curated record. NCBI's taxonomy places the organism in Eukaryota, Metazoa, Chordata, Mammalia, Pholidota, Manidae. The transcript is spliced from 6 exons. Bases 97 to 1920 code for a protein of 607 amino acids.